Messenger RNA from Poeciliopsis prolifica (blackstripe livebearer), 458 nucleotides. Its product is annotated as N-alpha-acetyltransferase 35, NatC auxiliary subunit-like. The transcript has 5 exons. Gene Ontology annotation, cellular component: NatC complex. The annotation marks the transcript as partial. NCBI's taxonomy places the organism in Eukaryota, Metazoa, Chordata, Actinopteri, Cyprinodontiformes, Poeciliidae. Gene Ontology annotation, biological process: N-terminal peptidyl-methionine acetylation. The record is from RefSeq and is a predicted model, not a curated record.
AUGGCAUCUAGGCUACCACCAGCAUGUCUGCCUAGGAAGAGAGGCAGACAUGGAAAAGUGGCACUUCCAGUCGCAGGUGCAGAGGAGUCAUGUGGGGGAGGAGGGAGUGACGAACAUGAGGAGCAGACAAUAACAUGGCUGGAGGGUCACUCGUUGGCACAGACCGUCUUCACCUGCCUGUAUGUACAUAACCCCGACCUCAUUGAGGAGCCAGCACUCAAAGCCUUUGCCCUGGGUUUACUAAAAGUGUGUGACAUCGCACGAGAAAAAGUAAACAAGGCAGCUGUGUUUGAAGAGGAGGAUUUCCAGGCGAUGACUUAUGGGUUCAAGAUGGCCAAUAACAUCACUGACCUGCGGGUGACAGGCAUGCUCAAAGACGUGGAAGACGAGUUACAGAGGAAAGUCAAGAGCACACGCAGCGGCAAGGCGAGCAGAGAAACCCAGAAGUUGAGCUGGAA